AAAGUUUCUCGUUGUAACGUGACAAAACAUGAAACAGCUGAAGGAAUUUAGUCAGUAAAUAUUCUUUCACACAACCCUAAUUAAUAAAAAAUAAAUGCUAGUGUGUAGCUGCACGAUCAUUUUGUUUUUAUUUUGCUUUGCAUGCCUCCCCUCUCUCCAUCGCUGCUCGCCUGCCCAGCACCAACUCUAACAAUAUCCUGUUGGCUUCAGGGCAGCAGAAGGAGGGCAUCAGGUCGAACUGCAUGCUGAUCCCCACGUGUCGAUGAAAGCUGCGUCGAGCGGCUCUGCCAGAAAGAAAAACAUCUGCCAGCCGUGCAGUUGGUGCAGUCAGAUCUGUUUUUCACAAACAAAGUGCUUCCUCUGUAACAAUCUGCGUCGCCAGUCACACCCGGCUUGGAGAGAACCAGCACUUCACCGCUGAAGGGUUUGUUUUGGAAACCUGAAACUGAAGCAGAGGGGCAGCCUGGACCUUAAACAUGCUCGUGGAUAUUCUGCAUAAAUCAGACGUCUUGACAGGGUGGGCCGUCCUGCGCUCCUCAGCCACCUCAGGGCACUCUGCAAGCGCUCGCCCUGUCAGAGGAAGAGGUUAACCCUUGGUGACGCUGCCCUGCAGUGUCACUGAUAUCAGCAGCAGAACCACGCUUCCCCUUUCUGCGAACACAGAGAGUGAGAGAAUGACAGAGUUAGAGUAAUCAAGCUACUUUUAAACAAUCCUUCAAACUCUCAGGGACUUUUUUUUUGUUUCCUGCGCUGUUUGGAUCUGUAAAGACCUCUGGCAUGCAGAUAAACUUUGUCACGUGUGGGAUUAUUUUGGCUGUUUUUUUAACCGCAACUCCUGAAGAGGCAAGACUAACUCAACAAAUCUCUCAGAGCAGUAAAAUCCGCAGCUGCAUUUCGUCGGUUUUCCCCUGGAGAAACCUUGGUGUCCUUGUUGGGGCAUGCCUGACGCUGCUUCAGGUGGACUCUGCAGCAUUCCUCCAUGCAGGUCACCCUGCAUUCUCAGGAGAUAAAAAUGAUUCAUAUACAUUUUCCGUCGGAUUCUUUCAGUUUUGUUUUAACCUCUGACCUAGACGACUUCUUUUUUUGGUUUUUCUAACAACGUGCCUUGUGGGAUGAAUCCAGAAACACCAGCCUGUGCCUUGGUGUCCAUACCUUGGAUUUAGCGCAGGACAGAUGUGCAAUCAGAACUUCUUUUGAAAAUGAACAAAGAGGUUCGAGUGGGAAAGUUGGGGCUGCCGAGCAGCUUCAGAGCCAGUCGGAGACACUCGUGCUUGGGUUUUGAUGUGGAGAAUGGCCUGUCGGUGGGUCGCAGUCCACUGGACUCUCAGACGAGCCCGGGAUCCGGUCUGGUACUUCAGGGCAACUUCCCUCACAGUCAGCGCCGGGAGUCUUUCCUCUACCGCUCCGACUCAGACUUCGACCUGUCGCCCAAAACUAUGUCUCGCAACUCGUCCACUGCCAGCGAUCUGGAGGAAGGAUUGAAGCAUUGGGAAGUUAAUUGGCUACCUCGGCAUGGAGAAGACAUGAUAGUGACUCCAUUUGCACAGGUUCUGGCCAGUCUGCGAACUGUAAGAAGUAACGUUGCUGCUCUGACACAUCUCCAAGAUCGUGUGGUGAACAAACGACCAUCGAGUGCCAGUCAGCCGCCGCUGUGCAAACCGUGUCUCUCAGAAGAGCCCUAUCAGAAGCUCACGAUGGAGACUCUGGAAGAGCUGGACUGGUGUCUGGACCAGCUGGAGACGCUGCAGACGAGACACUCAGUCAGCGAAAUGGCGUCCAAUAAGUUUAAGAGGAUGCUGAACCGUGAGCUGACGCAGCUGUCAGAGACGAGUCGCUCAGGGAACCAGGUGUCAGAGUUCAUCGCCAGCACUUUCCUCGAGAAGCAACAUGACUUGGAGAUCCUGUCUCCGCCUACUAAGGAGAAGGAGAAGAAAAAAAGGCCGAUGUCACAGAUUAGCGGUGUGAAAAAGGCCACACAAAGCCCAAGCUUAGCGCCUGCUUGCAUCCCUCGCUUUGGAGUCAACACACCGCACGAAAACAUGUUGGCAAAGGAAAUUGAGGACCUUAAUCGAUGGGGUAUGGAUAUUUUCAAACUAGCAGAAUAUUCAGGAAAUCGCCCUCUGACGGUGAUGAUGUACUCCAUCUUCCAGGAGCGAGAUCUCCUGAAAACCUUCAAGGUGCCAAUUGACACCUUCCUCACCUUCAUGAUGACUUUAGAGGACCACUACCAUGCGGACGUAGCUUAUCACAACAACAUCCAUGCUGCUGAUGUGGUGCAGUCCACCCAUGUCCUCCUGUCCACUCCUGCUUUAGAGGCGGUGUUCACAGACCUAGAGAUCAUGGCCGCUCUUUUUGCAAGCGCCAUCCAUGACGUUGACCACCCAGGCGUCACCAACCAGUUCCUCAUAAACACAAGUUCUGAAUUGGCACUAAUGUACAACGAUUCGUCUGUGCUGGAGAACCAUCACCUCGCCGUCGGCUUCAAGCUGCUGCAAGAGGAGAACUGUGACAUCUUCCAGAACCUCAGCAAGAAACAGAAAGACUCACUCCGGAAGAUGGUGAUUGACAUGGUUCUGGCCACAGACAUGUCCAAACACAUGAACUUCUUGGCAGACAUGAAGACGAUGGUGGAGACCAAGAAAGUGACGAGUUUGGGAGUCCUGCUGCUAGACAAUUAUUCUGACCGCAUCCAGGUUUUACAGAACAUGGUCCACUGUGCUGACUUAAGUAACCCAACCAAACCACUGGAGCUGUAUCGGAAAUGGACGGACCGCAUCAUGGUGGAGUUCUUCACCCAGGGAGACCGAGAGCGGGAUAAGGGGAUGGAGAUCAGUCCUAUGUGCGACAAACACAACGCCUCCAUAGAGAAGAGCCAAGUGGGGUUCAUUGACUACAUCGUCCACCCGCUGUGGGAGACCUGGGCUGACCUGGUGCACCCCGACGCCCAGGACAUUCUGGACACGCUUGAAGACAACAGGGAGUGGUACCAGAGCAUGAUCCCCCGCAGCCCCUCGCCGACGAGCCCGGACGAGCCUCACGCUGAGGUGGGACCCGCAGCUGGCACUCCAGGGUCAGGAGGAGCCUUCCCUUCAUCGGGAGGAGACAAAUUCCAGUUUGAACUCACCUUGGAGGAGGAGGAGGAGGAGGAGGAGGAUGAAGAGGAGGCGGAGUCUGACCUCGAGAGCCCCUUGGAGGAGGAGUCUCUGACCAGUGGAGAUCGGAGACACGAUUCGUCCUCGCCGUCCCUGUCUCCAGACCCCCGCAGUGGCGGCAGCAGUAGGUACCGCCCUCCCUCCCCUCACCCGUCUCGGACCCUGAGUCUGGCCUCCAUGUCGGUGCGGAGCCCCCACCCUCACAGGACGCUGGGCUCCCCGGAGCCGGAGGCUUCGGACAGGAACAGAGAGCUGAGCCAGGAGGGCGACGGCGUGGCCUGCCUGCGGAUGGGAACGUAAUGACCAGCAGGAGCCGCCCUGCCGCAGAGACAUGAGCGCCGGCGGCGGCAGGGCGAGCCUUCGCCAAUAAUGUCUGUAAAAUCACCACAGUCCCUUUACACUGGAGACACCUUCUCUGGAGAGCAGAGGAGCAACUCGCCUCUGUGUUUUUCUUUCUUUUCCAGCAAGAUGAAAUGUUUUAUCCUCUAUCCGAGUGCCUGAUAGGCCUUCCUGGUUUCCUGCAGCUUCAGCUGAUGAAUAAUUGCUGCAUUUGGACUGGGAAGAGUGGAAUUAAGGCUUGUACUCACACAAAAGGUAACAAAACCUAAAAGGAAACGUCUUCCUCCAAAAUAACUGUGACAUCCGAGCAUGAGCGGCGAAUGAGGACUACAGUGGUGUGACAGGGUUUUGAAAAUGAUUUUGCACCAUGGUUUUAAUUUAGGAUUUAGGAUAAUUAAGUUGGGAUAGGUAAGUAUGAUUUAUUUCUUUAAGAAUGGCGUGUGAAAUGAGUCAGUUAACCAAAUACGGGAUGUAGAUGAGAAAAUCGACGGACCUAACCUCAGGGUAUGAAGUGAAGCAUAAACCUAAUGUAGCACAGGUGUACUAAUCCCCCAACCCAAACCGUCUUUCCUGUUUGUCUCAUUGAGGAAUGAGACGUUGUCCAAAAUGUGUGUCUUUACAUUUAUUUAAAUCCCUUUAAUAGAGAAUUUGGCAGAUGAAGCUAUCAGAUACUCAAACCAGCUUGUAGCACCACAGGAACCGAACACUUUAGACUGAACCCCAGUCUCACCUGUUGAAAAGACACCAAUGUAUACUUAGUUUGAGCUUUAUUCUAUUUUCUACCGUAUAUUUUAAAUUGUUUAUGUUUUAAUUUCUGUACCGUUCCUCAUUGUAUGUUUGCUGGUCUCGUGUGUGUUUUUGUGCUGAAGAAAAGCAUUUUUUAAUCAGGGUGCCUCCAGUCCGCAGUAGCACUUUACCGUCUUUACCGUUCUGCUCUCCUAUUUAGUCACACAAAGGGCUUCACCCACUGUAGGCCUACUGAUCACACACAAAAAAAAAAACCUGUACAGGACAUUGGACUACAGCUCUCAGUAGGCAGAGCAGGCCACAAACUUAACAUCUUAUGGACGAGCAUGAACGAUCCUGGCUCUCCAGCAGCUUCUAAAGCUACAAGUUGAAGGUUUCUGUUGUUUUAACGAAAAUUAAAACCAUCGUGUAAACCUUCUCACCAUUAAAAGAAAGUACAAUUUGCUAUAAAUCUGAGUUCAUACAAAGAAAACUCUGGGUCUCCUUACAUCGAGGUACACAGGGUUCCUACCCAGGCUUGAAAUAAAUAGAUUUUAAGAUAAGCUUUGAAAAGGAAAAUUGAGUUUGGAACAAAAAUGCACCUUUAAGUCUCCAAGAGGUUAUAAAUGGGUAGUUCUCCCUUAAUUAGAAGAUUAAAUAGUGCAAAAAAAAAAUGUUUUUCCUCUUUGUUAAAUGCAUCAAAAUUAGGAACACUCACCAUUUUUUAUUCUGUAAAUGCAUCAGGCAGCCAUGUAUUUUAGGUGCAUUUUGUCUAUACUUUUCCAGGAAUCAAGCUAGUUUUCAUUUACUCUUCAAGAAAAUAAACCUCAAAUAUGUUCUGGCAGAAACAUGGCAGUUAUAGAUAAGUCUUAUAAAAAAUACUCUUUUUACAAAGUUGUUAAAAAUGUCCUGACAGAAGAAAAUGACACAAUUUGUGAAAUUAGCUCUGACUGCCGCUUCCAGAAAAGCACCAUUCCCCUUCAGAAACAACCAAUCAGAACCAGGAGGAGGGUCUUAGCGCUGUCGGACAUGCUCAUGUAUAUAGCACCAUUUGCAGAAAAACUGAACUUAUUGAGUUUUUCUCAGAACUUCCUGCUGCAGCUUUAAAUUACUUAUAUUACACCCUUAGCAUCUCUGAAAGAUUAAUUCAGCCGUUAAAGUGAUUUAUUACAUAUUUAAACCAGAAAUGUUACAGAAGUUUUCAGUGUUUUUGCUCCUCAAUGGAAAAUAAAACAAGCACAGCUGACAUUUAUUAAAGCGUUCAGAUUCAAAAAUAAGAAAAUGUGUUGUUUUCUUUGUUUAAUCGUCAGGACUGAAGGAAUAUGAAUAUUAAAUUGUAGAAUUUGCUCUCAGUUUGUCUAGAGGCAAAAAGCUUUUUUCUACUCCACAAGUGAAAAGAUGUUUCUUUCAAGAUGUUUCUUGAAAUGUGGAAAAGAAGACAAUAAAAUGCAUUUAGACAAGAGUUUUGCACUAAAAUUCCCAGGAUAUGUUAAAAAAUACCUGCAGAAAUGUAAGUAACAUAUAAAAGUGGAAACGUGUAGCAGCCCUGUGUAAAGCGACGUAACGGUUUAAAGCCGCAGCAUGCCGUCCUCUCCAGGCUGCUGCAUCCAGAGCGUCGCUGCGGCUGAUCUUUGGUUGUGGUUGAGUUGGUGAAGCUCACGCUCUGUCCACUCUGUGCCUCUGAAGGAGAAUGAAGUGUGUUUGGUUUGGUAAUAACAGUUUUCUUUAUUCAUAAAAAUCCCACUAAAGAAAUCAAAACCUCAGUUAACCAGCGACAACUGUUGGUUCGCUAUUGCAUUAAAAAGAGGAACACAAAAUCUGCACCAACUUAUGAACUUCUUGUGGUUUUCUGUUUAUUAUUUAAGAGCUCCAGUUGUCGAAACAACUGAAAAAGACAAAAAGAACAUGUAAGUAGCUUAUCAUGAGUUUUACACCUGCAAAUGAUUUAUGGUAAAGUUAAUAUAUUUUCAGAUUAAUCUAAUAUGUAUUUUACCUAUUCUGUAUCACCAAUGUGGCUUUUUUAAAAUUGUCAUAAAAACUAAAUCGUCACACUAAGUCUGUGUGUCAAACACUAACAGAUAAGGAGAAAUAUUGGAGCAGUAUUUAUACAACCACAUACUUUUUGUUCUCUUUUUAAAUUAAAUGUUAAUAUACUGUUAUUUCACGUUUUGGUUAACUCUUCACUUUUUGUUUUUGGUUAAGUAGAUGUAUCUUAUUUCAAUAUGAUGAACAAAAACUAUGAAUCAACAAACAUAAUUAUUGUCUUUUACAGCACUCCGUAUAGAGAAAACUGUACAUUUCUUUAAUUAUUGCACAGACGUUGUUUGUUGCUCAUCUAUUAGUGUACAUUUGUUAGACUUUUAUUUUGAAAGGUUUUAAUUGGUUGUAACAUAGCUGCCAUGCAGGUGUGAAACCAUAAGUAACAAAUUACAGAAAUUAGAAGCAAAUUAGUUUUAUUUUUUAUUCAAGUUUUGUUUUCAUUAUUUGAGAAUCUGACAGACUUUGGCUUUGAAAUUAUAAUCAUUUCUGAAACAAACAAGAAACUAUAAAAAAAAAAACUACAAGUAAGUAGGUGGAGAUUCUCCUUACGAUCCACAGUUAAAACUGUUUUUCAAUAACAAUACGGACUGUUAUUGGAAUGCAUUGAACUCGGACGUGACGCCAUCCCAGAUCCUGUCUUCAAACUCCAAACGCAGCGUGAUUUUAGGAUUGUUUUAGAAGGAGAAUAUUCGCUUUUAAUGAAAUGACCUCUUGAAAGCUUUUAAAAAACACUAUGCUCUACCUGAAUGAUGCUAAGGUCAAGCAAAGCGAUGCUGAGGAUUUUUCUGACGGAGAAUCGAUUGAACAGAUGGGAUUUAAAUAUUAAAUAUUCAUAUUUUGAUCACAUGAUUUGCAAACACAAUGUUGUCAACUAAAGAUUAUCCAAAUGCAACAAUACAUUAGUACCAAAAUUUGAAAAAUAAAGUUUGUACUCACUUUUGGAUUCAUUUUGAACCAAAACAGGAAAGUAAUCUUGUUUAUUAAAGAAGUGGAAACACCCAAACCAAACCGAACCACACCUCAAACAUCAGUCACAGGUUAAAGUUUGCUGUCUAACUUUAAGCAUUUUAUGUUUUGUCACGUUACAAAUGAAGAUGUCAGGAACAACAGAAGAAUGCUUCCUUGUGCCAACAGGGGCUGCUGCAGAGCUGAGACACCAGUUCAAGAAGGUUGGGACUUUGUGUAAAAAUGUAAAUAAAAACUGCAUAAAAUAUGUUAGAAACCCAUAUUUUACUCACAAUGGAGUGAACCUCCCUUUUAAAUUUAUAAACAUUUUUUUACAUUUAUAUUUUGAGACCAGAAGACAGUUUUUAAUCUUCUAAUUAUUUGACGAAUGAUGGAUGAUACGAUCUUCCGUCUUCCCAGUUCUGCAUUGGGGAACAUGUUUCCACCUUUUUUCUUUUUAUACCCAAUUUUAUUCCUGAUCUACUGACAACAAAUCUUAGCAGCUGCAAAAUGCUCCUCCAGCAGCUUAGUGUUUAAAA
Messenger RNA from Poecilia latipinna (sailfin molly), 7741 nucleotides. Its product is annotated as cAMP-specific 3',5'-cyclic phosphodiesterase 4C. Gene Ontology annotation, biological process: signal transduction. The record is from RefSeq and is a predicted model, not a curated record. Gene Ontology annotation, molecular function: 3',5'-cyclic-nucleotide phosphodiesterase activity. The coding region runs from base 1200 to 3452 and encodes 750 amino acids. The transcript has 16 exons. Lineage: Eukaryota; Metazoa; Chordata; Actinopteri; Cyprinodontiformes; Poeciliidae.